Molecule: messenger RNA, 6230 nt
Organism: Carcharodon carcharias (great white shark)
Lineage: Eukaryota; Metazoa; Chordata; Chondrichthyes; Lamniformes; Lamnidae
Gene: mtmr3
Product: myotubularin related protein 3
Exons: 24
Coding region: 540-4253 (1237 amino acids)
Biological process (GO): regulation of autophagy; dephosphorylation
Molecular function (GO): phosphatidylinositol-3-phosphate phosphatase activity; metal ion binding; protein phosphatase binding
Source: RefSeq, a predicted model, not a curated record
CUCCCGCCGCCAUGUUCUGAGCAGGCAGCUCAUCUCUGUGGAAAGGGAAAAAAUAAUAACAAACCAUAAUGCUCAUUAUUCGGUGAAAACAAAAAGGGGGUACUUUCAGUCAUCGCGACGUCUGUUUUCCCUUGUUCCCGGAGGGAUAAUCUCCCUUUUUAUUUUGUUCUUGUUUGGAAGUGGCGGAGGGAAGAAUCCGGUGGCCGCUCUGGCACUCAGGUUUCAAUGUGAUCUUUUCCAAGAAAUAAAGAUUUUAUGUAGGGAGAAAGUCAAUCAGACUGUAACUACAUUUUGAGCCUGUCUAUGAAAGUCAUUAAGAGCUUGUUGACACCCUGGAAACCAACUACACAAUGAAGGUGGUAUUUAUUGUCUCUAAGGGAUGGCUUAAUAGAUGGCUGCAAUAGUUUUGUGGGCCCAAGUCACUCUUCCUUGAUCAGAUGAUGGCAGAAAAAGUACACUGAGAUUUGAUCUUGAGUGAGGCAGAAGUACAGAAAAGUGAUACUGAGGAAUAAUACAUAGUGUGUAACUGUGGAAUUGACAUGGAUGAAGAAGGACAACAUAGUUUGGAAUGCAUCCAAGCCAAUCAGAUCUUUCCCAGAAAACAGCUAAUUAGAGAAGAAGAAAACCUCCAGGUUCCUUUUCCUGAGCUUCAUGGAGAAAGUACAGAAUACAUAGGACGUGCCGAGGAUGCAAUUAUUGCUUUGUCUAACUACAGAUUGCACAUCAAAUUUAAGGAAACAGUUGUGAAUAAUAUUUAUCAAAAUACCUCUUGUGAAAUGACAGUUCCUUUGCAGCUGAUUGAAAGUGUUGAAUGCCGUGAAAUGUUCCAGCUUCAUUUGACUUGUAAAGACUGCAAAGUUAUCAGGUGUCAGUUUUCUACCUUUGAGCAAUGUCAAGAGUGGGUAAAACGUAUAAACAAUGUUAUACGACCACCAGCAAGGAUAGAAGACCUCUUUGCCUUUGCUUACCAUGCUUGGUGUAUGGAUGUAUAUGCUAGUGAAAAAGAGCAACAUGGAAACUUAUGUCGACCAGGAGAGCAUGUUGUUUCAAGAUUUAAGAAUGAAGUUGAACGAAUGUGCUAUGAUAUGCAAAAUGCAUGGAGGAUUACCAACAUCAAUGAUAAAUACAAGUUGUGUGCUAGUUACCCACAGCAGUUACUUGUACCAGCUUGGUUAACUGACAAAGAGCUUGAGAGCGUUGGAAACUUUAGAUCGUGGAAGAGGAUUCCAAGUGUUGUCUACAGGCACCAGGGCAACGGAGCAGUGAUUGCACGUAGUGGUCAACCGGAAGUCAGCUGGUGGGGUUGGAGAAAUGCAGAUGAUGAACACCUAAUACAGUCUGUUGCAAAAGCUUGUGCCAUGGAUAGCAGUCCCACCAAACAUGUUAAUGGCAACUGUAUACGAGAUUUUUCUAAUGGUAGUGACCUAUCUGAUGGAGAAUUUGAUUCUUCAAUGACUAAUACAGCUGGAGUAGAAAAUUUAUGCAGUCCACCACAUAAACUUCUAAUAUUGGAUGCUAGGUCAUAUGCAGCAGCUGUGGCUAACAGGGCAAAGGGUGGUGGGUGUGAAUGCCCUGAAUAUUACCCCAACUGCGAAGUAGUAUUCAUGGGUAUGGCAAACAUUCAUUCCAUUCGGAAGAGUUUUCAGUCUUUGAGAUUUCUUUGUACACAGAUGCCGGAUCCUGCCAACAGUUGGUUAUCAGCUUUAGAAGGUACCAAAUGGCUUCAGCAUCUAUCCAUGCUUUUAAAAGCAGCGCUACUUGUAAUUAAUGCAGUCGAUCGUGACCAGCGGCCUGUUUUAGUACACUGUUCUGAUGGCUGGGACCGAACACCACAAAUAGUGGCUCUAUCAAAAUUACUGCUGGAUCCUUACUACAGAACCAUAGAGGGUUUUCAGGUGCUGGUGGAAAUGGAAUGGCUGGAUUUUGGUCAUAAAUUUGCUGAUCGCUGUGGCCAUGGUGAAAACUCGGAUGAUCUUAAUGAACGCUGUCCUGUGUUUCUUCAAUGGCUGGAUUGUGUCCAUCAAUUACAAAGACAGUUCCCUUGUUCGUUUGAGUUUAAUGAAGCAUUCCUUGCUAAAUUGGUGCAGCAUACAUAUUCUUGCCUUUUUGGAACAUUCCUGUGCAACAGCGCAAAGGAGCGUGAAGAGAAACAUACUCAGGAAAGAACCUGCUCUGUUUGGUCCCUAUUGAGGCCUGCUAACAAAGCCUUUAAAAAUCUCCUGUACACCUCACAAUCUGAAACUGUACUGCAUCCAGUGUGCCAUGUAAGGAAUUUGAUGCUUUGGAGUGCAGUGUACAUCCCCAAUUCAUCUCCCUCAACUCCUGCUGAUGACCAUUGUGCACCCUAUCCAGUUCCAAGGUCCAUCCCUGAAGAGCAACCAUUGGGAAGGUUACCAAAGACUAGAUCAUUUGACAACUUGACAACAGUUUGCGAUAAUCCUGGACCUACAGCAAAUAGACGCUCCAGUGAUCCAAGCCUAAAUGAGAAAUGGCAGGAACAUCGCAAGUCAUUGGAACUUAACAGUGUUGGAAUAGGGGGAAUGAUGGAUGGGAAUGGAAUAGAUGAUUCCUUCAACAGUGAAGCACUGGAAUUGGGAAGGCUGGGAAAGAACUCCUUAGGAGCUGAACUUUCUGUAGCCGCUGGUGUUGGGGAAGGUCAAAUGGAGAAUAUUUUACAAGAAGCCUCUAAAGAUGAUAGUGGGUUAGAGGAGCAGUCGAAGGAUGCAACAGUAACAGAAUUAAAACGAAUCGUAAAUGCUUUAAGUAGUGAAAGUGAGCUUGACAGUGGCCUAAAUAAUCAGUUGGUGACUUUUGUCACAGACUCUUCAGAAACAUUGUCGAUUAAUGAAAUAAAAAAUACUGAGCCUAUUUCUGGACUUAUUACAAGUUCAGAAGAAGAGACCCAAGAUGGGUUCUUGGCAUCUGUUAAUCAGAUUCAAAUGUUACCUGGUAUAGACGUUGGGUUCAGAAAGGUUGCUACUGAUAAUCCAUCAAGUUAUACGAAACCAUGUACUGCAGCAGAGGAUGUUAUUGACUCAAAUAUUGAACCAGAAACACAACCUUGCUUAGCACAUUUAACCACUCCAGACAAGCUGGAGGAGAAGAUAUCUACUUUGGAGAGUUCUACUGAAACUUUAACAGAAGAUGGAGCAAAGCAGGAAGUGCCACAAAACUACUCUAGUAAUAAACUUACUUUGAAUACCAUAGCCAAUAGUACAUUGGUACCUGUUGUAGACUCUGAAAAUGGUUUUUCUCCAUUUAUAACUGAAAACCAGGAUAUGGUAGUGAAACCAAGAUCUGCAACUGAUCUACAUAGGACUUCAGAUAAAAGCGUUCAGAGUACACAGCCUCCUCCUUGUGCCUUGUCGUUAAGUGAAUGUAAAGAUGGAUUUGUUCCUAACGGAGAAGUCAGUAGCGAAACUACAGUAAUGGAUAAAGCAGCAGACUUUGGAAGUGGUACUCAAAGAAAUAUCACAGCUAAUGGACUCUGUAUAAACGGAGAGGAGUUGAGGGGGAAAAUGGUGUUAAGUAGACAAGUUUCUGCAGCUAGUUGCAGCUCUUUGCAAUUUCCAUCCGGCCAUUUUAGAAACCCCCAAUCCAAGUGGCCACAUUACUACUCUGGAAAACAGCAGCCAGUGGCAAGCCCAGAUCAACCUGCACGAAGCCAUUUGGAUGAUGAUGGGCUGGCCACAUACAAUGAUAUUAUUCAACAGCGACUUCGUCAGAUAGAGGCAGGGCAUCAACAAGAGGUAGAAACUUUGAAAAAACAGGUACAAGAACUGUGGAGCAGGCUGGAGUGUCAGCAUUUUAGCAAUUCAUCUCUGCGUUUUAAUGGAGAUUUUAGUGAUGAAGUGACCUCUAUCCCAGACUCUGAGAGCAAUAUGGAUCAGAAUUGCUUAUCCCGCUGCAGCACAGAAAUAUUCUCUGAGACCAGUUGGGAGCAAGUGGAUAAACAGGACACAGAGGUGACUCGAUGGUAUCCCGAUCAUUUGGCCCCGCAGUGCUAUGGCUGUGAAAGUCGAUUUUGGCUGGCUAGUAGAAAGCACCACUGCAGGGACAGGGAGCCUGUUGAUGACAAAUGGAAUUGUGGGAAUGUGUUUUGCUCAAGUUGUUGCAACCAGAAGAUCCCAGUGCCGAGUCAGCAGCUUUUUGAGCCUAGUCGUGUCUGUAAAUCCUGCUACAGCAGCCUUCAGCCAAAUGGGUCCACGCUGGAGAUAGAACUGGACAAACCCAUUGCAGCUACUUCAAACUAAAGGCAAUGCCUUUCCUCCCACAAACACGCACAUUUAUGGGACAGUAUACAAGAAGCCAAGCAAUUUGGUUACUGUGCACUUGAGAUAGGACUGAAUGCACAGCGUUGCUUGGAAGUUCUAACAGGAUGCGGUGGAUGGAGACAUAGUUGGAUAAAAUAACUUAAAUCUGUUUGGAAGUUUAUUUUAUGGUGGCUUGUGGUGAUUGGGAUAGAGCGGCCAGUGCAGUAUAUUACUGUAUUAACCAAAGGCCUUAGACUUGCAGAAGUGGUAAGCAAUUUCAUUGGGCAGUUGCAUCAGCACACUACUCCCUCUACAGGCUUAAUUGAAUAUGUAACAUCUUAAAGUAGAUCAGUGUUAAUUAUGUUCCUUUUAUUUACAAAACAAAUUGAGUUUUUGGCAUGUACAGAAAGUAUUAUAAAUGCCCUGUGGUUACAGCAAAAUAAAUUUACAGUGACCUGAUGGGCACUGAAGAAAUGAGAUAUUUUAAGCUUUGUUUACACAAUGUAUUGUAAGCUCAAACAUUUUCCUCUACUAUUUGAAACAGGAUUUCUUUUGAGCUUGGUGAAUUAACCUUUUUCUGCUGUGAUUCUGAAAUGCGAAUGAAGGUUAGAGGAGGUCAGGAAAUGAGAAGUUCUAGAUAGGUGCCAUUGGUUAUGAUACGGGUUUCUGGGAUUGUGUUUUAAAUGCAUAUUUUGACAUUUAAUUGUCGUUUCAUUUUUUCAUGCAAGCACUUUUUUAUUUUUCUCUUUGUAUAUAAAGAGGUCAAGAUGCUGUUGCUAGCUGUAUAGCACUCUUUCCUAAAAGACAUUAAGUGCUCCUUGCCCCACCUUGAAUAGAGAUGUUUUUCCAAUUUUGUUUUUAAAAGCAGCAAGUGCUGUAGGCGUUUUUCAAAGAUGUAAAGAAAAUUAAAAGUUUAGCAUUUGUAUGAAGCUUAUGCUAACUCUUAUCAAUUUUGUUACUUUGUUAUUAAUAGAUGAGCAGUGUUUAAUAUAUAAAAAUUGUGGGCCAGUUGGAUAUACAGGUAAAAACACCAAGUGCUUUUUCCCCACUUGACUUUGAAAAUUAACCUCAUGGUUGGAUCAUUAAGAAUGGUGAGCUGUAAGGUAAUCAUUUAGUGCAUUUUAUGCAAACUCUUUCCUUAUCUCCCUCUCUUUUAAUUCUCCAAUGGUAGUACAACAAUCAUUGCAGCACAAUUUGGAUUGCAAAGUAUCUUCGUAUCAGCAACAUUUUCCCCACCACCAAGAGGCAUGAAAGAUCCAUUUUAGGGACAUAACAGCAACUGAUGUUUGUAACAAACAGGAAAUAACAGUUCCAACUGUGUUAAUGCAAAUUGCAACUAGGUAUUUUGAUUUGUGUUUUGAUUUAUCCUGGAAUCAUUUGUGCAUUUUUUAAGUGACUAAAAAUUCCAUAUUAUAAGCCUGCCACGACACAGUAGGACUUCCUCAUAACAUGACUAACUACACAGAAUUUACAAAAACUAUUUGUGAUAAGAUGAUAUGAGAAACUGCACUUUAUCAGUACAUUAGUUGCUUUGUUAAUAUAAUGCCAUCUUUGCUUGCAAUCUGUAGUUUUUCCAUGUCGGACUUGAAAUUAAGAAUCCACCUCAUCCUGGUGCUCAAUUUCACACAAGUUGAAUGUGUUGAAUACACAAAGUAACAUCCUCUGGGGUUUAGAACUAAAGUUAAAAUGCUGCUAAAACUUAUUUUGAACAGUCUGAUCUGUUUUUUUUUGUCCUCACAUUCUUUGUUUAAAGUGACUGUUAUCCUUCAGUGGUAAUGGUAGAUACUUCUGAUUGUACACUCAAGUGGAAUUUGUAAAGUAGCACUUAAAGCCAGACUUUAAUUGCUUUAAGAAAUGAUGCCACAAAGCUGGGUGUGGAAAAUGUAGUGCUUACCUGUUUGUAAGCUUUCAUGGCAUAUACUCUUCUGUAGCCUCAGAAUGAUUUAUUUAAAUCUAAAUAAAUUUGUCAUUUUCAUA